AUUAGGCAAACAGAAAAAGGUAGUCAAUCAUCCCAUUUAAAUGUAUUGUCAAAACUAUAAAAAUGGCAAGAUAAGUAAUAGGAUUAAGUUAAAGAGUGCCUUUAGGAUUAGUUAAGAGGAUGAAAGUGGAAAGCUUUGGUUUUUUAAUGUAUUUAAUGCAUAAAAAGCUUAAAGACUUUACAUUUGAUUUAUAUUUUUUUAUUUAAAUUUUCUAUUUUAGUAUCUUUGAAGAGUUCCUUUCGAGUAUUUGUUAGCAAGAUUUUUGUUUCUUCAAUGUAUUUUCUGUUCACUGAUUAGAAUAUUUAUUUUUGAGAAUUUGACAACAUGUCCCUUUCCUUCAGCCCUCCAAAUGACCACAUCUUCAAGCCACCCGCCACUAUACAUUAAAAGUUUAACUUUCAAUUAAGGUAGUAAACUGCUGCCUAACAUAAGAGAAAAAUGUCUUUAGCAUCACGUGGUCAUCAUUGAGACUACAACUCAUUCUACACUCACUUGUCAACAACUACUCUCUAUGAAUUACUACAUUUCUUAGUCAUUCUUUUUCCCUUUUAAGAACAACAUUACAGAAUAGAACAAUGCCGAAGCUUGCUUGCAAGAAGGAGAGUGGAAAGGGGAAAGAGCAUAAGGGAUCUGGGAGUUCGUGACGUUGUGAACGCAGGCUUAUCAGUGGCAGAAGCCAUUGAAUUUGAUGCUGUUUUGAGGGAAAUUCUCUCCCUUUGUGUUUCCUUUACAGAUAUCUGGUUCCAAAUUGUGACUCGGAGAGUGCUGAAGCCAUCGCAGCCUCAUUCGUUGCAUCAACUUGUUUAUUACUCUCUAUAUUGGUUCCCUUCUUUGUAACAGGCCAGACGCACCAACUUGGGUCGCCUCAUGGAAACAUAUGGUCCUAAGCUCUUGGGAGAUUCCUAUAAAGACCCCAUUACUAGUUUCCGUCUCUUUCACAAAUUCUCUGUUGAACACCCUCAGGAGUAUUGGUCCAUUGUUCUUAAAGAACUCUCAGUUUCAUUCAUUAAAGCUCCAAGGUGCAUUUUGGAUACUUCUGAUCCCUCAAAGCCUGGAGGAACUUGGCUUCCCGGAGCUGUCUUGAAUAUUGCUGAUUGCUGCUUGCAGCCGAGCACACGCCCCUACAAACCAGAUGACAGUUUAGCCAUUGUCUGGAGGGAUGAAGGAUUUGAUGAUACCGAGGUGAAUCAUAUCACACUCAAACAACUUCGACAGCAAGUAGCGCUGGUAGCCAAUGCAAUUGAAGCCACGUUCUCAAAGGGAGAUGCAAUUGCAAUUGACAUGCAAAUGACAGCCAGUGCUGUCAUUAUAUAUUUGGCCAUUGUUCUCGCAGGAUGUGUUGUAGUCUCAAUUGCUGAUAGCUUUGCACCAAAAGAAAUCGCAACUCGCCUGCACAUAUCUAAGGCAAAGGGUAUAUUCACACAGGAUUUCAUAUCUCGAGGUGGCAGGAAAUUCCCUCUGUACAGUCGAGUCGUGGAAGCAGGCGCAAGUAAAGUUAUUGUGCUACCUGUGAUAGGUGACGAUGUAGGAGUACAAUUAAGAGAACAAGACAUAUCAUGGAAGGCUUUUCUCUCUUUUGGAAGGAAGCAUCCAAGCAGAUCACCACACUACUCUCCGGUAUAUCAAUCAAUUGAUUCUGUCACUAACAUACUUUUCUCAUCUGGAACCACAGGGGAGCCAAAAGCUAUUCCUUGGACUCAUCUUUCGCCAAUACGUAGCGCUGCUGAUGGAUGGGCUUGCAUUGAUAUUCAAGCCGGAGAUGUCUAUUGCUGGCCUACAAAUUUAGGAUGGGUUAUGGGACCAACUCUAUUAUAUUCAUGUUUUCUAACUGGCACAACUCUUGCUCUCUACCAUGGUUCUCCUCUUGGCCGUGGUUUUGGAAAAUUUGUUCAGGAUGCAGGUGUUACCCAUUUGGGAACAGUUCCAAGCAUAGUAAAAGCUUGGAAGAAUACGCGAUGUAUGGAAGGCUUGGAUUGGACAAAGAUAAAAACAUUUUGUUCCACUGGAGAAACCUCAAAUGUUGAUGAUGACCUUUGGCUUUCCUCAAAAUCUUACUACAAGCCAAUCAUCGAAACUUGUGGUGGUUCUGAGCUUGCAUCUGGUUACGUCAUGGGAAGCUUACUGCAGCCGCAAGCUUUUGCGACAUUUAGCACACCAUCAAUGACAGCUGGCUUUGUCAUCCUUGAUGGAAAUGGAGAUCCUUAUCCAGAGGAUGUACCUUGUGUUGGUGAAGUGGCCUUAUUCCCUCACAUUAUGGGAGCAACUGAAAGAUUGCUUAAUGCUGAUCAUGAUGAAGUGUACUUUAAGGGAAUGCCUAUUUACAAAGGAAAGGUACUUAGGAGACAUGGAGAUAUAGUGAAGAGAACUGUUGGUGGGUAUUUUGUUGUGCAAGGAAGAGCUGAUGACACCAUGAAUCUUGGUGGAAUAAAGACAAGUUCUGUAGAAAUUGAGCGUGUAUGCGACAGGGCCGAUGAAUGCAUUAUGGAGACAGCUGCAAUCAGUGUGGCUCCUGCAAGUGGAGGCCCUGAACAACUUAUUAUAUUUGUAGUUUUGAAGAAAGGAUACAGUUCCGAUGUAGAAACUCUGAAAAAGAAAUUCUCUAAAGCCAUUCAGAGCAACCUUAAUCCUUUGUUUAAGGUAAGCACCGUGAAAAUUGUGGCUGAGUUUCCUCGAACAGCUUCGAACAAACUACUGAGGAGAGUUCUGAGGGAUCAAAUGAAGCGUGAGCUAUCACUUCAUAGCAGACUUUAGGGACAUCAUCAUUGGUUCCCAACAGACCAGAGCUAUGCAACGAGUUCCCUUUCAAGCCCAAUGGAACUUAUUAAGUGAAGAAAGAAUAUGCAAUGUACUCAGAAAAAUGCAUUUGUAUACUAGUGAAUUUAUAGAUAAUAAGUACGCAAUAAGCAUUAUUCUAAUACCCCUUUGGUAAAGAAUAAAUGGGAAAUCAAUCAAAAGUUUUAGGAUGAAUUAUUUCA
Molecule: messenger RNA, 2975 nt
Organism: Arachis ipaensis
Lineage: Eukaryota; Viridiplantae; Streptophyta; Magnoliopsida; Fabales; Fabaceae
Source: RefSeq, a predicted model, not a curated record